Molecule: messenger RNA, 639 nt
Organism: Sinocyclocheilus rhinocerous
Lineage: Eukaryota; Metazoa; Chordata; Actinopteri; Cypriniformes; Cyprinidae
Product: voltage-dependent T-type calcium channel subunit alpha-1I-like
Exons: 4
Biological process (GO): transmembrane transport; positive regulation of calcium ion-dependent exocytosis; calcium ion import
Cellular component (GO): neuron projection; voltage-gated sodium channel complex; plasma membrane
Molecular function (GO): low voltage-gated calcium channel activity; voltage-gated sodium channel activity
Source: RefSeq, a predicted model, not a curated record
AUGAGUGCAUGUGUGCUGGUUUCAGUCUUGAUUAGUGUCUUUCAGGUGGGGAAUCUUGGCCUCCUCUUCAUGCUGCUGUUCUUCAUUUAUGCUGCACUGGGGGUGGAAUUGUUUGGAGAGCUGGUGUGCAACGAGGACUACCCAUGUGAGGGCAUGAGUCGGCACGCCACCUUUGAGAACUUCGGCAUGGCGUUCCUCACCCUCUUCCAGGUCUCCACUGGUGACAACUGGAACGGCAUAAUGAAGGACACUCUUCGAGAAUGCCCGCCGGGCGAAUACACCUGUAAUCCCAGCCUACAAUUCAUCUCUCCGAUGUACUUUGUGAGCUUUGUGCUCACGGCCCAGUUUGUUCUCAUCAAUGUGGUCGUGGCAGUGCUGAUGAAACACCUAGACGACUCCAACAAAGAAGCCCAGGAGGAGGCAGAGAUGGAUGCGGAGAUUGAACUGGAGCUGGCCCAGGGAACGCUCUGCUGCAUCGGAGGAGGCGGGUCUGGAGCAGAGAGGAGCAGUGGGGGGCAUCAAGGGGCUGGACCCUGCUCUACUCUUCCACCUCACUCCCCGAACACACACCCAGGUGCCCACGAGCCCAACAGCACCAGGAAACUCUACUCACCAGCCCAGGAGAACUUGUGGCUGGAC